GAUUAAAACUGUCAUAAUCAUAACAAUUAAAAACAUGAUUUUAUCGGUUUGUGCUGAAACGAGAGGUUUCGGGGAAUCCAAUAUUAUUAAUUGGCGUCGAUUAGAUUAUCUCUGAUUGAUAUCGUCAUCGGUGGUUAAAGAUGCGAUAAAAAACUCAAAAUAUAGGUUGAGAGAGGUGAACGUUUGAGGUUAGGGUUCGGAGAGAUGGGGAGAUAUUUUAGACAACCCGCUGGUCAACCAGAUUCGUUACAAAUCGCCCUUUCCCACUACAAACAACGAUUUAAUUGGGAUUGUGGGCUAUCUUGCGUUUUGAUGAUCCUCCCUCAGGCGGAUCGAGAGAAAUUGUUAGAAAAUUUUAAUGCUAUUUGUAAGGAAGAAGGAUUUAAUAAGAGUACAUGGACCAUAGAUCUUUGCUACGUCUUACAACGUUUCGACGUCCCCCACAAAUUUUACACAACCACCUUAGGAGUUCACCCCGGUUACAGAGGAAACUCAUUCUACCAAAGUGUUCUAACAAAGGAUGAAAAACGUGUAAACCGCAAAUUCGAAAAAGCUCAUUUAUACGGCCUACAAAUCCGCAAAGCUUCGGUUUCGGCGAACUUCUUAAUUAGCCAUUUAAAGGAUGGGCCCGUGAUUAUGUUGACGAACGCGCAACUUCUUAAUUGCGAGCGGUGCAAAUUCAACAAGGUUUGUACGGAGAUUAGGAAGUGUAUCCCGUGGCCGGUUCCUUAUCAGGGGCAUUACGUUGUCGUGUGCGGUUACAACACGAUCACGCAAAAAAUUUAUUAUCGGAAUCCGUCGUUUCAGGAUCGAUUGUGUAUAAUGUCGCUGGAAACGUUUGAGGAUGCCCGAAAAAGUUACGGUACUGAUGAGGAUGUUAUUUUGAUUUAUACUCGAACCAGAAAUGAUCAAGUUUGAAGGUGUUAAUUUUUUUUUGGUUUAUUUUAAGUUUAUUUAUUGAUGUCUUAUUUUAAAAUAUAUGGAAAAGAAAGUCUUAAA
Molecule: messenger RNA, 999 nt
Organism: Onthophagus taurus
Lineage: Eukaryota; Metazoa; Arthropoda; Insecta; Coleoptera; Scarabaeidae
Product: protein GUCD1
Source: RefSeq, a predicted model, not a curated record